GCACAAACAUUCUGGAAUUUGCAAGUUUUCUAUUAUUUUUUUAAUUUCGCACAUCCUAAAAAGUACGUGAAGUUCAGAUGAAUAUGCACUCUGCAAGUUUUGCAGCAGGCCUACUUUUACUUCUAAGUAGUACGCCGAGCGGACUAGCUGAAAAUAUUUGCCAAAAAUAUUUGCGCGAAUUGGCUCAAAAUCAAAGCGUAUUCGUUCAAUGUUCAACAAAGCAUUCGGUGCCCGUAAGCCUUUGUGUAGGUUGCGAAGAGCCUUUUACCGAUAUGCAUUUGUCUUACAUGGCCCUGCGAAAUGAAAAGAAUUGUACGGAUAUAUAUUUUGAUAAGGAUCGCAUCAACAUCGUGUCUACAACACAAUCUAUACUUGUCGGAUUGUGGACGAAAGCUUACUGUGAUGACUGUUACUCCAAUAACCAUUCGUAUGUAUUCGAUUUGAAAAAACGGGACUUUGAAGAUUGUCUCAGGGAGCACAAAGGAGAAGAAUGCUCAGCUUGCCUGCUAGAAUAUCUAGAUUUGAAUGGUUUUUAUAUUUCUUUGGAUAAAAAGAAUAAUGGAAAAAUUUGCUUUGACAUGCAAGAUGCGAUGAACCGGACAAGAGCUCACUGGUCUAAGGAUUUAAAGUGCUGUCAUCGCGAGUUUGAUUAUAUGCUUUUUCUCGUUGUGUGCGGAUUUAUAGCGAUCCUGCCAAUCUUAUUUUAUGGUACCACAUUUUUUUUAACAAAACACCAAGAGCGUAAUUAUGUUACCAUAAUCGAAGAUCCACGUAGCAGUAAUGAUGGCCCUUCAACAAACGUGAAUGCAAACAGUUCCUCGGCUGAUCUACCUAGCACAUCAUCUGUAGCUACAUGCCCGCGGGUACCCUCACCAAAAACUAAAUUGCAAGUCGAGGGCUUUACCAGUUCCGAUGACAGCGAUUUAGAAGAAACUGCUGCAGAGAUAACAUCAAAAAAGCAUGAUAAAAGCGAAUAAUUUUAGACUGUAUUUGAACUAUUUUUGCUAUUAAUACUAAAAUGCAACUUCAAAAUAACUUUAUUAAAAAACAAGAUUUAUUUGUGUAUAGGAAAAUAAAUGCCUUUAUUUAGGAAAAAAAAUUGAUUUGAAAUGCAUGUUGUCCAUUGCUAGUCCAUCAUCUAUCACAACCUCGGUCAAGAUACGGCCGCUGAAAAGACAUUGGGGAAAAGAAUUUGUCUGUUCUAGCAGUCAGUCCAAACGUUUUUGUAAACAGUUAGUACUUGGCGCCUGUUAUAAAACUUUCUUUAGAAAAAUCGAUUGCCGUUUAGAAUUAGUCAGUAAUAACUUCACGUCCUCCAAUGGCAGUAAUAUUCCUAAUUAAAGUGUUAGACAUGGUCAUUGAUAAGUGAUGCUUGUAGCUAGAAAUCUGUUUAUACUGUGAUAUGCCUAGUGUUGGAAACCGUUGGAGUUUUCCUAACUCUAAGCGGUCUAUAUUGUAAAAUAUAUACAUUUUUUUUUUUUUAAUU
This is a messenger RNA of Rhagoletis pomonella (apple maggot), 1486 nucleotides long. Its product is annotated as osteopetrosis-associated transmembrane protein 1. Bases 78 to 977 code for a protein of 299 amino acids. NCBI's taxonomy places the organism in Eukaryota, Metazoa, Arthropoda, Insecta, Diptera, Tephritidae. Gene Ontology annotation, cellular component: cytosol. The record is from RefSeq and is a predicted model, not a curated record. The transcript is spliced from 5 exons.